AUGUUCGCCCGGAGCGCGCGAGCGCUGGGGCAGAGCCUCCGCGCGGCGGCGACGACGACGUCCACGAGCGGAUACGCGACGACGACCGCGACGACCGCGGCGUGGCGCCCCGCCGCGGUCGCGUCCGUCGCGCACGAAUCCCGCGCGACCGCGAUCGGCGCGGCGCGAGGACACCUCGCGAGUCGGUGGAACUCCGCGCCGCGCGCGGGCUCCCAAACCAUCCGCCGCGCGUUCGCCGCGGAGGCCGCGGAGGAGGCCGCGAACGAGCCCACCGCGUUGACGCGGGUCCUCGAAACCAUCGCGACGAUCGCCACCGUCGCCGGGGUCGUCGUCGCCGGGGCGGUCAGCAGCAAUUUUUACGCGCAGACGACGAACGAGCUCGACGCGUCGAUCAAAGCCGGGACGCACGUCCCUUUCGUCCUCCGAGGCACGCCGCUGGAAGAUCCCGUCGACCAGGGAUACCACGCGCUCCUGGAGUUUCGUCGCUGGGCGGACGGGCAGAAGCACGUCUACCUCGAUCCGAUCUCGGACAAACUCCUCCCCGAUCACCCGGUAGGGAUCCCCUCACUUCCCCGUAUCUUCGUUCGUUUUCGUUACAUAUCAUGGUCUACCUCUGCAUCACUCAUAUUACACCGUCCCACCUCUUAUCUACCGCGUCGGGCUCCCCACGUCUUAUAUCGCUCGCGUUAUGACUUGACAAACUACUCGGGCAUGUGCGACGCGGCGUAUAUCCCGCACACGUUAGUCCUCGACCUGGACGAGACGCUGAUACUGUCGCACUUCAGGCGAAGCCGCGGGUGGCGGACGUUCAAACGGCCCGGGGCGUCGGACUUCCUGAAGCACAUGGCGCAGUUCUACGAGGUCGUUGUGUACUCGGAUCAGCUCUCGACGUACGUGGAUCCGAUCGUGGAGCGGUUAGACCCGGAGCGGUACGUCGCGGGGAGGUUGUUCCGCGAGGCGAACCGGUUCUCGGACGGGGAGUAUCUCCGCGACUUGAGCUGCUUAAACCGCGACAUGAACGUCGUGAUUUACAUCACCGCGCGCCCGAAGACGACGCUGCAGCCGGAGAACACGUUGAUCAUCAACCCGUACCAACUCGCCGAGGACGGCGGCGUCGCCCAAGACACGACGCUGCUGGAUCUCAUGCCGUUCCUCGAGAGCAUCGUGCGGUUGAACGUUCGCGACGUGCGCGAGGUGAUCGCGUCGUAUAAGAAAGAGAUGGAGACGACGGGGCGGAGCAUACCGGAGAUAUUCCGGUCGAGGCAGGUCGCGUUUCAGCGGGCGCAGAGGGAGAAGAACGCGAAGAACAAGGGGGGGUUCAAACGCGACGGCGGGAGAGGGUGGGGGCGGUGA
Micromonas pusilla CCMP1545 is the source of this 1353-nucleotide messenger RNA. RefSeq names its product mitochondrial protein translocase family. Bases 1 to 1353 code for a protein of 450 amino acids. The transcript has 2 exons. NCBI's taxonomy places the organism in Eukaryota, Viridiplantae, Chlorophyta, Mamiellophyceae, Mamiellales, Mamiellaceae. Gene Ontology annotation, biological process: protein import into mitochondrial matrix. Gene Ontology annotation, cellular component: TIM23 mitochondrial import inner membrane translocase complex. The record is from RefSeq and is a predicted model, not a curated record.